ACAAUGAACAACUGCUUCGCAAAUGUCUCUCCGACACUUCAGGAAUGCUUCCAGAAAUUGACUAAUUGACUAACAUCCCCUUUUACCCUAACCAGCACCUGGCGCUUUUCUUUCAGUACGCUCUGGUCUCACGUUUCCAGCCGCCGAACAAGGCGCCAGUUUGACGGGCGGGAAUGAGCCGGAACAAGCCGUGCUAACCGGGAACAGUGUUAAUUAACUCGGAAACGCGCAGUAACAUUCGGCGGAUUUCGAAAGAAUGGAACAGCGGCGGAGUCUAGUUAGGCUAUUCGUGCUGCUGCUGACUCUAAUCCUCCAUGUGUGGCACGUCACUGCUGACGUGUCGGAGGAGAAUGUCCUGGGACACGUGGCACAAUUCGAGGAGCAGAUGGAGAUGGAGAUGAUGAAUCCUGCAGUGACAGGUACAGCAGCAGCAGGAACUGACACGUCAGCUGCCACGUCAGCCUCAAACGCUGUACCAGUAUCAUCCAGCGUCCCAGCACAGACAGGUGAUGCUGCAGCAGCAGCAGCAGCAGCAGCGAAAUCAGCAGCUGCCGAGCCAGCAGUAGCAGCAGCAUCUCCAGGAAAAAAUGCAACAGCUGCUACUGCCGGAACGAGUACAGGAACAGCAGCAGCAGCAGCAGCAUCAACAGAUGCAACAGCGGCAAAACCAGCAGAAACAGCACCACCAGCACCCCCUGCAGCAGCGGCAGCAGCAUCAACCCUACCCCCGAACGAGAACGAGCAUCCCAGCAUUCGCGGGCUAGCCAACGGCGCACAGGCCACUCUCUGGAUCCCCGAGAUCAUCUUCGAAAACCUUGAGCUCCUCGACCUCCGCUUUCACCAGGGCAUCCACUGCAACGCCUCCUCCGCCACCUGUCCCGCCUUCUCCCCCUGCCCCUCCGCCCCCCUCCAGGCCUCCCGCAUAUCUGCUUGCUCCCCUGAUCCUCCGUUUGUGGACAGUGCCCCUGUUGUUUCCGCUCCUCCUCUCAACCACCUCCCAGACGCCGCGAGCGGCGCUGCGAGCGAUGGUGCUGGUGCGGGCUCGGUGCCGCCCUACCCCUACAGCCUGGCUGCUACUCAGGCUCCGGCGUCCUUCGAUGAGGCCGUGGCGGAACCCUUUGCUGCGCAGGUGUUUCUGCUGGAGAAUGUUUUUCUCAACGACAGGGGCUCUGUGUUCGAUGCGACCUACUACUACAGACACGGCCUCUUCUGCAGGUCCUGCCCCAUAGACACAGGUCUGUACACCGGGGGCACCACUGCCGUGUAUGUCUUCGACCACCUUGUGUCCCUCGCCUACUGGAACGGGCCCAACUUCUACCACACCAUGCUCGAAGUCAUGCCCUCACUCCUCUUCCUCCGCCCCUUCCUCUCCUCGCACCUGGACCUCCCCGCCGGGCCUAUCCCCGUCGUGGUCCGGCAAUUACAAGAGCUCUACACCCACCUCUUUGCGCUCGUGAACGUCUCGGAAACUUCGCUGAAUAUUCACAUUAUCCCUGACGACGCGCUGUAUUUCGUGCGGAGGCUGUAUCUUCCCGCUCAGGCACAGUGUGGCCGACCCUCUGCUGCACUUGUCACACACCUACGAAACGAGUACCUGGUCCCGCCGCCGCCUGCCGAUAAUAACACGAGUGGGAACAGCAACAGCAGCCUAAGUGCUGGUGGGAAUGGGAAUGGGAGCGUGGCGUUGGAUUGGUGUGUGGUAGUGGGUCAGAGGGACACGACUCGCCGCAUCGUGGGCCGGUCUCAGCUGCUGCAGGAGCUAUUCAGCAUCUUCCCAAGCGACCGCAUUGUGCUCUUCCGUGGCAACCUCCCCGUGUUUGACGCCAAGCGGCUGUUCAACCGCGCACGCCUCUUCAUCUCGCCUCACGGGGCCCUCAUGACCAACAUGGUCUUUAUGCCCUCCCUUAGCCAUGUCGUGGAGGUUCGGCCACAUUCAUUCGACAAUAACUGCUACCACUUUUUAGCGCACAUUUGCCGUCAUUCGUAUUAUCUUGUGCACGGGAAUGGGACCAAGAACUCGGAUAUUCAUGUGGACAUGGAUGAGUUGAUUAGGGUUGUGAAAGAAAUUGCUGGAAAUAUUUUGACUUGAGUAAUCCCAUAUUGAGAAAGU
Messenger RNA from Closterium sp. NIES-67, 2110 nucleotides. The record is from the annotation of a GenBank genome assembly. Lineage: Eukaryota; Viridiplantae; Streptophyta; Zygnematophyceae; Desmidiales; Closteriaceae.